AUGUCUAGCAACGGACAAAGGCCGGUGGAUUCGACGUGGACCCCUCCAACCAUUGGGUCCUCGGCGUCGUCGAAACCGGAUGUUCCGGGACCCUCCAGCAGUGGCGAUCCAAAUGCAAAGUCGAGACGGCGCCGGCGCGGCGCUGGCCCGGAAUCUCAACCCAAGAACCAGUCAUUCUAUUUUGUCGACUCAACCUCGUCCUCGAAGGAGAAGCGGGCACAUGUGAUGCGACAUCAUGUUCAGGAGAAAAGGAAACACCGAAAACUUUCACAUGGAAGCUUGCAGCCAGAACAAGCCCCAGAGCCAACUGUCUGGCCAGUCAAGACUGAUUCAGGGUACGACACGGACAAUCCCAAGGAGGCGGCUAUAACAGGCGUGUCGGGGCCUGCUGUUGAGCAGGAAUCAUCGCUUCAGAUCCGGUUUUCGACUGUGAAGCCAUAUGCCCGAGAAACGGUACCCUUACAAAUGGAAUCACCCAUGACGAUGCUCGAUGCAUCGCGAAGAGAUCCCUUCUCCAGCUUACCGAUAGCUCAUAACCCGGAAGAUAUGGAAUUGGUGGAUUACUGGACGACCAAAUUGACCUACUGGUCCGGUCAGAACCCUUACGUGAAAAACCAAAUCUUUCGAACGGCCAUGGAGCAUCCCUUUUCCUUCCAAGCCGUGAUUCUUGUAUAUUGUGCAAGAUGGAAAGCCCAGCUGUAUGGGCAACCCGACUCCAAGGAAGUCCAACGACAUGUCGGACAGGUUAGAAAGAAUAUCGAAGACGCUACGACGGGCCUGUUGCAAGUACACGACGACCAAUUAGCCAUGGCUCUGGCAGGCAUGGCCCUGUCAGAGGAGCGAUUCGGAAGCAGCCAAGAUGCCCACGCAUUCCUUGAACAUGCCGUUCAACUCAUGCGCCGACAUCCUGGAUCGAACCCUCCCGUCGAAGUCUUCGUCCAAUACGUGCGGUACAUUUUGCCAUCACAAUCUCCAACCCUAUCCCCCGCUGACCAACGCUGGCUGGUUACAUUCCUCCAUGGAGCACAAGACCUUAUGCAAAGGCACAGCGCUCCCCAAUAUCAACCCCAAUCAUCGCAUCGACGCACCGCGUUCCAGAUGGAAAGCCCACUAUUCUCCCUCCUCUCCAGCGGACCCCGGCCCUCGCAGGUACCACAGGCAUCACGAAUGUACGUGGUCCGCGACGCGCAGACCCAGGAGGUCAGCCGGUCGGCCUCGCUUAUCUACAUCACCGCCGCAUUGUGGGACUUUAAGGAUUCGAUCAGCCAGACUCAUCGAUUCCUCGUAUACCUGACCUCGCUGGUCGAGCAGCACCAGCUCGACCGACACCCUGCUUGCGAGACGCUACUAUGGCUAUUACUGGAGCAAGCGUGCGAUGCAGACUUGCGGGACGCUGAACGGCCAUGGUCAACCGGUGAACUACUCCGGGCACAUAGGCAGCUGCGGCCGGAUCUGCAGUUUUAUUUCAAUGAGCUUUUGAUGACCUUUUUGUCGCUACGGCCGCCCAUUCGAGGCAUUGGUGUAUUUGAGGCUGACCUCAAAGCUAGUCUUGAUGGUAGUAGUAGCGGUACUUUGCACCAAUGA
This is a messenger RNA of Penicillium cataractarum, 1584 nucleotides long. RefSeq lists its product as uncharacterized. NCBI's taxonomy places the organism in Eukaryota, Fungi, Ascomycota, Eurotiomycetes, Eurotiales, Aspergillaceae. The transcript is spliced from 3 exons. The record is from RefSeq and is a predicted model, not a curated record. The coding region runs from base 1 to 1584 and encodes 527 amino acids.